Molecule: messenger RNA, 674 nt
Organism: Acanthocheilonema viteae
Lineage: Eukaryota; Metazoa; Nematoda; Chromadorea; Rhabditida; Onchocercidae
Source: the annotation of a GenBank genome assembly
AUGAUUCUGUUAUUUAUUUUAUUACAUAUAUUAUUGAACAAUGAGAAGAUUAUCGUUAAUGGUAAUGAUAUUCAUGCACGUCAACGUCGUAGUAAUAUUCCGUGUGGUAUCAGUUUUACGCCAUGUUCACGUGCAGCACUUGCAUUUGGCCUUGUAUCAAAUGCCAUCAAUGAGGACGAAACACAAACUCAACGAAAUCCAACCGAAGUUCAAAAGCAUUACACUGAUAUCAGUAAAUUAAUCAGUAAUCAAAAUAUUACUGCUGCUAUACGAGAAGCAAAAGAUGAAAUUGAUAUACUUUUCAAUCAAACUGAAGUUAACAUUUUCAAAAGCAUAAAUGAAUUUGAUGGCGAACCGGCAGAGAGAUUGUGGAAUGCAAUAAACAAAAUUGACCCUUAUUCCAAAAAACUUUCCUAUUCAUCGCAAAUUUCCGUUGCUGCAACCGAAAAGUUAUAUAAUUCUCAUAUUAAAUCUGAACAUAUUCUUGAUGAAUUACCGAUAAUGGAUCUUCGUAAAACAACGCUAAGUCGCAUAUGUCCAGUAAAUUUGGUCACAAAAUGUCCAUCGGCUAAAUAUCGAACCUAUUCUGGACACUGCAAUAAUGUUAAUCAUCCAUUAUGGGGUGCUUCAUCUGAACCAAUGCAACGUUUCCUGAAACCGGCCUAUGCUGAUAG